Tetrahymena thermophila SB210 is the source of this 930-nucleotide messenger RNA. Its product is annotated as amine-terminal domain cyclin. Gene Ontology annotation, molecular function: cyclin-dependent protein serine/threonine kinase regulator activity. The transcript is spliced from 7 exons. Gene Ontology annotation, biological process: mitotic cell cycle phase transition; regulation of cyclin-dependent protein serine/threonine kinase activity. Gene Ontology annotation, cellular component: nucleus; cytoplasm; cyclin-dependent protein kinase holoenzyme complex. The record is from RefSeq and is a predicted model, not a curated record. NCBI's taxonomy places the organism in Eukaryota, Ciliophora, Oligohymenophorea, Hymenostomatida, Tetrahymenidae.
AUGGCUGCUUUUUCAAAAUUAAGAGGAGAAAAAUUAAUUAUUAUAAAGUAAUAAUUAAUUUUUUAACCAAAAACUAUAUUUUUCGUUUGUGUUUAUUUGAUAAAUAUUUAAAAUAGUGCUUGCUGUUUUAUGAAAAUGAACCAUCAUUAAAAUUUUGAAUAAUUUUAAUUUUGUUCUUAACUUGUAUGGUCUGUUCCAUCCCUCUUUGGGAUUAAAGUUACAGAGUUUUUGAAGCACAAUUUGAAUGAAAAGCGUCAUGAGGAAUAUGUAAAAAAGUCAAAUAUUAAUAUUCCAGCAGAUUUGAUUGCUUACAUUUUUUAAUGUUCAGAACUGCUUGAAGUAGAGACGAUUGUCCAUUUCCAUUCUAUCCACUUAUUUCACUUUUACUUAGAGAGGAAUCCACAUGAAUUGAAGAGUGACUUGUAGCUAGUGUGUCUCGUUUGUCUGAUGCUUUCAUCGAAGUUAUAUGAGAAAUGUUAGAUAUGUGCAGAUAAUAUCAUUUACAUAUCUAAUUAUUCAUACACCAAACAAGAUAUCCUAAAAACAGAAAACAAAAUUUUAACUUCAUUUAAUUUCUAAAUCACACUAAGAGAUGAGCUAUUAGUUGACAAAGUCAUGAUUUUUCUAAAACUACUUGACCCUCUUGUAGCCUCAAAUACCUUAGAAGUGUUCAUUAAGAUAUCUAUAUAGCUAAUUGAGGCCCUCUACGAAGAUUUUUUGUACAUAAAGAACUUCCCAGAUAUGAAUUUGCUAUCUGCAUCAAUAAUUUAAUGUGCAUCCGUCCUUUUAACAAGACAUACAGGAAAUAUGCCAAUUAUUUUAAGAUUAAGCAGUUUGAUAAAGCAAAAUCAAUUAACAGUCUUGUAAGUUUCUCAUUAAAUAUUUAAGAAAAUCCUUAAAAAAGAGUUUAUGAAAGGAUUCUCCUUUUGA